This is a messenger RNA of Mercenaria mercenaria, 6630 nucleotides long. RefSeq lists its product as uncharacterized. The record is from RefSeq and is a predicted model, not a curated record. Gene Ontology annotation, molecular function: ubiquitin conjugating enzyme binding; ubiquitin protein ligase activity. The coding region runs from base 78 to 1517 and encodes 479 amino acids. The transcript is spliced from 7 exons. Gene Ontology annotation, cellular component: endoplasmic reticulum membrane. Gene Ontology annotation, biological process: norepinephrine metabolic process; protein polyubiquitination; serotonin metabolic process. Lineage: Eukaryota; Metazoa; Mollusca; Bivalvia; Venerida; Veneridae.
AUACCGGAGAGACAACACGGCCAUUAGAAGGCUUUGACGGAACGAAGAAACAAGAAGAAUCGGAGCAUAAGGUUGCGAUGGAAAUAUACAGAUGUCGAAAAUGUCGUCAGAAUCUGGAGGUGCAGAAUUCUGUUAUCAAGGACUUUGCUUGUUGUGAUGUGAAUAGCAGCCAGUCAAGUGUUUUGUACUUAGAUGUGGAUACAUGUCCAGAAUGGAUUGUUCAAUCAUUUGAACAGGCCAGUUGGAUCAAAGGGAAAUUACUCUGUUUGAAAUGUAAAGGAAGGUUGGGUUCAUUUGAUUUUGUUAAUCAGAAGAGCUGCACCUGUCAGCAACAUACAAUACCUGUGGCACAUUUGCUGACCAACAGAAUUGAUCAUGUUCAGAAAAGAGUCAUUCCUGUCGUUCAGUACAGAGAUUCUAAAAUGGCAAAUACUUCUACUGGAUACUCCUGCUCAAGCUACAGUAUUUGCACAGCUACAGUUCCCAUACAAAAAUGUGAAGAAAAUAAUGCCAAAACUGACAUUGAAAGAGACAAAAGUACCAUACGCUCAGAGCAUUCAGAAAGGAACAGUAUAAUUCUGCAUGAUAGACAUGUACCUCAAAACUGCUGUGGACAGGUUGAUUCUUUUGAUAAUCCUGGUAUGACCUUAGGGGAAAACUUUCAGUCACUUGAUGGUAAUUUAUGUGAAGCAGAUUUGUCAAAUUAUAACAAGUUUGACGUGUUGAAUGAAGUUGAAGCUGACCCAGAUGAUGCCAGGGAGGAAAACGACUCAAAAGAGGAAGGAAAAGAAACAGACAAAGAGGUACCUGACAUUCCCACAGAGCUAACAUGUGCUGUAUGUUUAGAGAUGUUUUAUCGUCCACAUCACUGUGACCCCUGCAAUCACAUCUUCUGCGAACACUGUUUACGUCAGGUGUGCAGACAGAAGCCCACAUUAACUCCAUGCCCGUUAUGCAGGGAAGUCAUUCGCAAAUGCGUUUUUCGAAAUGAUUUGACGGAACUUAUAAAUACACAGUAUGGAACAUUGUAUAAAGAAAGACGUCACGAGUUGCGCAAAAGGAGGAAAGACAAUUAUCCACUGCCAAGUUGUACACCAGGUCAGCACCUGCGCUAUAUGCAAAGACAGCAGCAACAGAGCAGCACAACACCAUGGACAUAUAGAAGAGAGCAAAAUUUUAUAAUUCAGGGUUGCUUUCAGGAAAUAUUAGUACGAUUUGCAUGGUUGCUGUUGAUUUUUCUAAUUCACAACACUUUAUUUCAUUUAGAUACCUGGCUCAUGUGGGAUGUUUACGCUCCAUUUUCCCUUAAUUUCAAUUCCUUCCUCCUAGCAUUAACAUGCAAAUUAGUUCUUUUUGGGAUAAUUUAUUGUGUGAAGAAAUAUUUUUAUAUUCACAUGGAAAAUGAGUUUAUGGGCCAAGCAGUUUUGUUUGUAUUUAUAUUUUCUGUUUUAUGGGACAAUAAUUCCUGGAUACAGUCUAUGCUCAGUAUGGUCGUAUUAGGAUCAUUAUUUCUGUGAAAGGUAUGUCUGUGAUUUAAGCUUACAAAGCAAUCAUUAUUUAUAUACCUUACUAUAAAUUGUAACAAAACCAUGUAGCCCAGUCCAAACAACUUAAAUAACUGUAAGUCGGCAAUAUAACCAGAAACGGGCACUAAGUAAAAGUCAAUAAAUGGAAGACCUGUGCCUUUGAGUGAUAAUUAUGCCCUUCUUCAAAGAAGGAGGGGUAUAUUGUUUUGCAGAUGUCUGUUGGUCGGUCGGUUGGUAUGUAGACCAAUCCGUUUCCGGAUGAUAACUCAAAAAUGCUUGGGCCUAGGAUCAUGACAGUUGAUAGGAUGGUUGGUCAUAACCAGCAGAUGACCCCUAUAGAUUUUGAGAUCAGUAGGUCAGAUGUCAAGGUCACAGUUACACAGAACAGUUAAACGGUUUCCGGAUGAUAAAUCGAGAACGCUUGGGCCUAGGAUCAUGAAAGUUGAUAGGGAGAUUGGUCAUGACCAGCAGAUGACCCCUAUUGAUUUUGAGGUCAGUAGGUCAAAGGUCAAGGUCACAGUGACCCAGAACAGUUAAACGAUUUCCGGAUGAUAACUCAAGAACGCUUGGGCCUAGGAUCAUGAAAGUUGAUAAGAAGGAUGACCAUUACCAGCAGAUGACCCCUAUAGCUUUUGAGAUCAAUAGGUCAAAUGUCAAGGUCACAGUUACACAGAACAGUUAAACGGUUUCCAAAUGAUAAAUCAAAAACGCUUGGGCCUAGGAUCAUAAAAGUUGAUAGGGAGGUUGGUCAUGACCAGGAGAUGACCCCUCUUGAUUUUGAGAUCAGUAGGUCAAAGGUCGAGGUCACAGUGACCCGGAACAGUUAAAAUGUGUCUGGACAAUAACUUGAGAAUGCUUGGGCCUAGGAUCACAAAACCUAAUAGGGAGGUUUAUCGUGACCAGCAGAUGACCCUUAUUGAUUUUGAGGUCAAUAGGUCAAAGGUCAAGGUCACUUUGAUCAAGAACAGACAAACUUUUGUGUACAGUGACCAAAUAAUUUAUGUUCCUUGUGCAAUUACUGAAUGCGUCAAGGGGGGCAUUUCGUGUUCGACGAGCUCUUGUGUCUCUAGAAGAUAAUAAUAGCCAUAGGGAUGGUGCCUUAGAGUGAUAAUGGCACCGCUUUACCAUUUAUUUACCUGUUUAUUACAUAUAACAAUAAGAAAAGUAAGAAUUUUGUAGUGUAGUAUUUUCAUUUUUAUUUGUAGUUCAAAGUUCAAUUUUAAUGAAACUAAAGUAUAUUAUUUAUUGUACUUGAAACAUUUUAACAACAUUUUUACUAGCAUUUUUUAAUAUUUUCAAUCAGUGUGUCACAGUAUCAUAUAUCAACACGUAUCAAAAUCACCUGCUCCACGUAAGCGUUUUAUAUAGACAUAACAAGUUUUUCUUUACUUCAGAAUAAUGCCAAUUUAAUUUUAUUUUCGCCAAAAAAGGAAUUGGCGAAUAGCAGCGGAAACCUUGCCAUACAGCACCAUUAAAUGUCGUCCUAUGAAAAAAAAAGAAAUUUGGUUGAAUUUUUUAUUUUUCAAGUGAACAUUACUACCACGUCCCGUGUUCACAAAAUAUUUUCAUUCUCGGCUGAGUUAGAUAAUAAAACUUAUUUCUCAUUUAUAUCUAAAUAGCAUGCUUAAUACUAAAUUUUAAGUUAAUAACUAUUUUAAAGUGACUAUUCAGUAUUUAUGGCCGGUCUCAUUUGGAAUUUAAGCUUGAAGGUUUAGUAAAAUUGAUACUAAAUUUUCAAAUGAGACCAGAAAAUGAUUUGUGAACACGGGGCCAGGACUGCAUAAGAAGGAGAUACAUCACAUUUUUUUGCGUUAAAAGAAACAACUUCUUCAUAAUUGUGAAAUCCUGAUAAUGCAUUUUCAAUAUCUUGUGAUGCGGCAAGUAAUAAUUAGGAGUGAUAUGCCAGGGAUCUCUCUCGGACCCAUUCCUUGUUUUGGUGACAUGUUUCGUAAAUGCUACAUAUUCUGUACCAUCUGCAGUAAUUCCUACGUCUUAGUUCCCCAGAAAAUUGUAAGAUGUUCUUGACGACCUCUCAGUUCAAAGGGAAUCGUGUUGUUAAACCACGUCAAGUUGAGCAAAGCUUGUGGAGGUUCUGAAAGGAAACAAACAAAUGCAACACACAAAAAAACAAUCAUAUCUCAUAUACGUUUCUUAUGCAAUUUUUAACAAAUGUAUAUAUAACCGCUGCGGUAGCCUAGUGGUAGAGCGCCCGCUUCGAAUGCGGGAGAUCGUGGGUUCGACCCCUGGCCGUGUCACAGCAAAGAAGUAAAAAUGGUAUUAGUAGCUUCCUCUCUCAGCUCUCAGCAUUAAGAGGAUAGUCCUAGGGCUGGUAUUAUAAAGCAUUAUUAAUCCCCCGCCGUGGCGGAGGGAUUAUAGGAAUGGUCUCUGUCCGUCCUUCCGUCCGUCUUUCCGUCCGUCCUUCCGUCCGUAACAAAAUCGUGUCCGGUCCAUAUCUCCUAAACCCCUUGAAGGAUUUUCAUGAAACUUGGGUCAAAUGAUCACCUCAUCAAGGCGAUGUGCAGAACCCAUGAGUCAGCCUUGUCGGUUCAAGGUCAAGGUCACAACUCAAGGUCAAAGGUUUGAGCCUGCCAUUUUGUGUCCGCUCUAUAUCUCCUAAACCCCUUGAAGGAAUUUUAUAAAACUUGGGUCAAAUGAUAACCUCAUCAAGACGAUGUGCAGAACCCAUGAGUCAGCCAUGCCGGCUCAAGGUCAAGGUCACAACUCAAGGUCAAAGGUUUGAGCCUUCCAUUUUGUGUCCGCUCUAUAUCUCUUAAAUCCCUUGAAGGAAUUUUAUAAAACUUAGGUCAAAUGAUCACCUCAUCAAGAUGAUGUGCAGAACACAUGAGUCAGUCAUGCCGGCUCAAGGUCAAGGUCACAACUUAGGGUCAAAGGUUUGAACCUUCCAUUUUGUGUCCGCUCUAUAUCUCCUAAACCCCUUGAAGGAUUUUCAUCAAACUUGGGUCAAACUAUCACCUCAUCAAGGCGAUGUGCAGAACUUAUAAGUCAGCCUUGUUGGCUCAAGGUCAAGGUCACAACUGAAGGUCAAAGGGUUGAGCCUUCCAUUUCAUGUCCACUCUAUAUCUCCUAAACCCCUUGAAGGAAUUUUAUAAAACUUGGGUCAAAUGAUUACCUCAUCAGAACGAUGUGCAGAAAUUAUGAGUCAACCAUGCCAGCUCAAGGUCAAGGUCACAACUAAGGGUCGAAGGUUUGAGCCUUCCAUUUAGUGUCCACUCUGUAUCUCUUUAACCCCUUGAAGGAUUUUCAUCAAACUUGGGUCAAAUGAUCACCUCAUCAAGAACUCAUGAGUCAGCCAUGUCAACUCAAGGUCAAGGUCACAACUGAAGGUCAAAGGUUUCAGCUCUGUAUCUCCUAAACCCCUUGAAGGAUUUUCAUGAAACUUUGGUCAAAUGAUCACCUCAUCAAGACGUUGUGCAGAAUUCAUGAGUCAGCCAUGUCAGUUCAUGGUCAAGGUCACAACUGAAGGUCAAAGGUUUCAGCUCUGUAUCUCCUAAACCCCUUGAAGGAUUUUCAUGAAACUUUGGUCAAAUGAUCACCUCAUCAAGACGUUGUGCAGAAUUCAUGAGUCAGCCAUGUCAGUUCAUGGUCAAGGUCACAACUGAAGGUCAAAGGUUUCAGCUCUGUAUCUCCUAAACCCCUUGAAGGAUUUUCAUCAAACUUGGGUCAUAUGAUCGCCUCAUCAAGAACUCAUGAGUCAGCCAUGUCAACUCAAGGUCAAGGUCACAACUGAAGGUCAAAGGUUUCAGCUCUGUAUCUCCUAAACCCCUUGAAGGAUUUUUAUGAAACUUUGGUCAAAUGAUCACCUCAUCAAGACGUUGUGCAGAAUUCAUGAGUAAGCCAUGUCAGUUCAAGGUCAAGGUCACGGCUAAAAUCAAAGCUUUUACCCUUUCACGAUCCAUAGCAGUGGCGGGGGAUUUAGCUGUCUUUCAGACUGACUUGUAAAGUUGGGCAUUGUGCUCACUGCUACAAGUAGACACCAUCGUUUAUAUUACGAAAAAAUUGUUGAGAGACGUUAAACCCGAACACACACACACACACACACACACACACAAAAAUGUAAAUAGGAAGAGGAUAAACGCUAUUUUAUUAACACAGUAGCGUUGUUUGUGUUGUGUGGAUUUUCGUAAAAUGUCUCCCCAUACAUUCAAUUAGAGCUGUCAUAUUUUGAUCUUUUCAGAUCAUUCAGCAUGACAGUUCUUUUGUGUAAGUGGUUCUGUUUAGUUUUUCAGCUUGAACAUUUCGGCUUUGUUGAUUCCAAUGCUCCUGCUUUCAUAGCCUUGAGUAUUGCAUAUUCACCCAUUGGAUAUGAUUCCUCCUUUUUUAAUUGUCUUUUGGAAGUUUCUGUUACGUGCAGGCUCCGCAACCUCAGAACCCCUUUCUAAAUUCCAGUUGGUUUAGUUCUGCCCAUUGUUUGCUCGUUUUGGGGAAGCGUAAAUUUAUCCACCGCCAAAGGCGGAAGUAUAUAAUUCUGGCGUCGUCCGUCCGUCUUUCCUUUCGUCCGUCCGGAGCUGUGUCUAGGAAGUGGUUUGGAAUAUUUAAAUAAAACUUCAUAAACGUGUUCACCACUAUAUAUUUCUGUGGCUACGAAAACUUAAAUACAGUACCAUAACCUAAUCUAUUAAUAUACAUUAUUUUAGUGGGUCUUCAAUUUAUGUGCAAAGUCUAUAUCAAAUUGAAAAAUGAAUAAUUCAAUAAUUAAGGGAUAUUCAGAAAAUGUCAAAUUAGUCUAUUCACUAUAUCUCAGUCAUUACGAAAUGGAUUUGAUUCUGACUUGAAGUAGUUGUUCCACACAUAUGAAACAAGGCGCAUAACUCUUGCACCAAUAUUUUAUUAAUUAUGUCCCUUUUUUGCUUAGGAUUAUACUUAUAUAGUGUUUUGGUACACUUUAUCUUUACCAGUCUUAUUACUUAAUAUUUUUGUCACAGACUCGAGCUAUAGUGCAAUAUCUUCAUCCACCAUUGGAGUAAUUAGAUACUCCAGUGACAGCUUUUAAUCUAUUUACUUUUUAAUUAAGAAGGAUAUUUGCCCGUAUAUUGAAAUAUUGUUACUAAAAUUGAUCACUUGUACAAUCGUUGCAGUGAAUUUC